AUGUAUGGAGGUUCUAUGUCUGGUAAAGAUGAUGAGUACGAUUAUCUGUUUAAAGUUGUACUGAUCGGAGAUUCGGGUGUCGGGAAAAGUAACUUACUCUCACGUUUCACAAGAAACGAGUUUAAUUUGGAGAGUAAAAGUACAAUCGGCGUUGAGUUCGCUACAAAGAGUGUAGAAAUUGAUGGAAGGACUAUAAAGGCCCAGAUCUGGGAUACUGCUGGUCAGGAACGUUAUCGAGCUAUAACAGCUGCCUAUUACCGUGGUGCUGUUGGUGCCCUGUUGGUCUAUGAUAUCACGAAAAGAGAGACUUUCAACAAUCUUGAACACUGGUUACUUGAGUUACGAGGCCAUGCAGAACCAGAUAUCGUCAUUAUGUUGGUUGGUAAUAAGUGUGACCUUAGACAUCUUCGGACUAUAUUGACGGAAGAUGCAAAGCUUUGGGCUGAGAGGCAUGGACUUUUCUUUAUGGAAACCUCAGCUUUGGAAUCUACCGGCGUUGAAAAUGCCUUUUAUUCGAUUCUUAAAACUAUUUUUGAGGCUGUCCGUUCACAUCCUCCAGUGAGUAAUAUGGACAUGAAAAUGUCUCCAUAUCCUAAUCAACCGAUCGUUUCACCGAACACAGACAGUUCAAAGAGUGGACGACGGUGUUGUAGUUAG
Schistosoma rodhaini is the source of this 657-nucleotide messenger RNA. NCBI's taxonomy places the organism in Eukaryota, Metazoa, Platyhelminthes, Trematoda, Strigeidida, Schistosomatidae. The record is from the annotation of a GenBank genome assembly.